Molecule: messenger RNA, 2221 nt
Organism: Solanum tuberosum (potato)
Lineage: Eukaryota; Viridiplantae; Streptophyta; Magnoliopsida; Solanales; Solanaceae
Product: E3 ubiquitin-protein ligase At1g63170-like
Exons: 3
Coding region: 920-1897 (325 amino acids)
Source: RefSeq, a predicted model, not a curated record
AAAAAAAAAAAAAAAAGGUGUCUGUUUGAUUCUUGGUCACCAUCUUGAAACCAAUCUUUACCUUCCUUAUGUCAUGUUUGUUCAACUCCAUUAACCUAUUUUUCUCUUCUUGUUUUAUUUUUUUCCCUUUUUAUUCUCACUUUCAUUUCUCUUGUUUUGUAUUCUGAAUUCUUGUCUUGUUUAAAUUCUUAAAGGUGGGAACUUUUUUGUUGUACGACUUUGUAUUGACUGAAUCACUCUUUUUGGUGUUAGUAGUUGUGAGUCAUACGAGCUAGUUAGAUAGAUACGUGGAGCAAAGGGCUCGUAGUACCCCUUUGAUUGAUCAACUCUUUUGGUGUUAGUGGUGGUGAACCACACGAGCUAGUUAGAUACGUGGGGCAGAGGGCUCGUAGUAACCCCUUUGCUUAAUCCAACCUUUUCUUGAUUCCUCUGUUUCACCUUUUUUGUUGAAAUUUUGCAGUUAUUAGAAAAAACAUUUUUAAAGAUUGAAACUUGAGUUUAUGAAAUAGGUUGAAUUGUUUGCUAGUGCACCUUUGUAUCGACUUAAUCACUCUUUUGGCGAAUCGUGAGCUGGUUAGAUACGUGUGGGGCAGAGGACUCGUAGAUACCUUUUAUUCACUUAAAAAGGUGGGAACUUUUAUCUGUUGAGAUUCUUGAAAUUUGGCAUGCAAAAAACUUUAUCUGUAUCGAUUAUAUCACUCUUUUGGUCUAGUCGAUAUAAAUAGUGAACCAUACGAGCUUAUUAGAUACGUGGAGCAGAGGGCUCAGUAUAGUAAAUCAUUACCAAAAGGGGCAGGCUAGCACGCCUUAUAAUUCGAAGGUAUUAUUGCUUAUGUAAGUAAUGAUAUGUUACUACAAAGUUGAAAGUUUUUAGAAAUUUCUCACUAUUGACAAAAAUCUUGUGUCAUCAUUUCGAAUCAUGAGUAGCCGUUACUUUAUUACAACAGACUCAUUGUGUAAUUCUAGGAUUAUUGGUCCAGAAAGAAUGAAUCUUGAUGUAAGAAGAACACCCCCUUCCUCUUCUUCUUCUUCGUCUUCGUCUUCAUUCUUGGUAAGAAUGGCAAUUCGAAUAUCAAGAUCAAGAUGUUUUAGUUUCUUGAGAAGGGUAUUUCAUUACCAAAAUGGUUCAAGAUCAGAACUUGGCUCAAAUCCCUUCAAUUCUGUGACUUGGAUGAUUAUGGAGUGUAUAGCUUUAAGUGUUCAAAUAAUUGUUACAACAAUUACAUUGGUUGUUACAAAAGAGGAAAGGCCUGUUUGGCCAAUGAGGAUUUGGGUAUUUGGAUAUGGUUUUGGUUGUGUCAUUAGUUUGAUUCUGCUUUAUUGGAGAUAUUGGACAUUAUAUGUGAGCCAAACAGAUGAUACUGAUCUUGAGCAGCAAAUAAGCCACGACGAAUCAAGGGAGUUACCGUCUCGGAUGGAGAGAUGUAGGACAUGGAUAGAGUUCUUCUUUGCUAUAUGGUUUGUGAUGGGGAAUGUUUGGGUAUUUGAUUCAAGAUUUGGAUCAUUUCAUAAUGCUCCUAAACUUCAUGUUCUUUGCAUAUCACUAUUAGCUUGGAAUGCUGUCACAUACUCUUUUCCCUUCAUAUUAUUUGUGUUGUUGUGUUGUUGUGUGCCAAUUUUGAGUAACUUUCUUGGCUACAAUAUGAAUAUGGGAUCAGUAGAUAGAGGUGCAACUGAUGAACAACUCUCCAAUUUGCCUAGUUGGAAGUACAAAGAAAUUGGAAAUAAAGAGGAGAUUACAAGUUGUGAUGAAUGUUGUAUUUGUUUGGCAAAGUACAAAGAGAAAGAAGAAAUCAGAGAGUUGCCUUGUUCUCAUAUAUUCCAUCUCAAUUGUGUUGAUCAAUGGCUCAAAAUUAUUUCUUGUUGUCCUCUUUGUAAACAAGAAUUAGAAAGGUAGUCUAUGGACAGAGUUAUCGAAUACUUAUGCUGCUGGGAGAUACCAAAUAUCAUCGUCCGGACAUCACGAUUAUACAAAAAAUUAUGAUUAUACUUCAUUUAUUUUUUACUCCCACAUCCAAAUUUUCCCUUUUUUAUCUUUUUUUAAUUUUAAUUUCUUAAGUCAAAAGUCAACAUAAAUUGUAUGCAACAUAUAGUUACUAGAGUGAGCAGAAGUUAUUGUAAAUUAUAGUUCACCAGUGACUAUGUAUGUUGCUAUUGAAGUGAGAUUUGGAAGAAUUUAUGAUUUCAUAAUUCACAUAUGUGCCAAUUUUCAAUUUUGUAA